Rubroshorea leprosula is the source of this 743-nucleotide messenger RNA. NCBI's taxonomy places the organism in Eukaryota, Viridiplantae, Streptophyta, Magnoliopsida, Malvales, Dipterocarpaceae. The record is from the annotation of a GenBank genome assembly.
AGUUAAGCUUCUGCGUGAAUACCCUCUGUAUAUAUAUUGAUUACAAGACAGCAAUAAGAAACAACUUAGCUUGGCUUUUUAUAAUCUUGAGCCUAAUACACCGCAGGCAUGGGACAACUGAUACCUACAGAUCAAUAUGCAAACUACUUUCAAAUUAUAUGUUUUACCUUGUAGAGAUGCGGCCCACCAUGAUGGCCGGUGUAUUGGACAAUUGGAAAGAUGAGUUUAAAAGAACAUCUAAACAGACCAAGUCAAUAGUACCCUGGAAGUUUUUCUCAAAUGAGAGGAGUUUUGCUAAAAAGGUCUUGUUCGGGUCCCAGGAAGUAAAAGUAAGAAUAGAAGAAGAAGAAGAUGAUGAAGAAAUGAAGUUAUUAUCUGAAGCAGUUGAGGUUGCCCGUGGGCUCGAACGGGAGGAUGGUUAUCCAUGGGAGGGAAUUGGCAAAGUUUGGGUACAAUUGAUGUGCUAUGCUGCUACUAAAUGCAGGCCGAAUGUCCAUGCAGAUCAACUAAGCAAGGGUGGAGAACUUCUCACGUUCGUUUGGUUGUUGAUGAGUCAUUUUGGUUUUGGAACUAAAUACAGAAAGUUGAGAGAAUAGUUCAAAAAAGAACCUGAAAGAAGACGGGGAAGAAUAAGGAUCAUUUAUGUAUGUUUUGUACUUAUAUCUGUAACUGGGUUCUCUGUUGUCUUAAAUUGUUUAUUGUAUUAUGUUAAAUUAAUUUUGUACUAAAUUUCUGUGUUUAAA